AUGACGGCCAGCCACAUAGCGGGGACUUUCUUCAAAUAUGCCUCCAUCCCACUGGCAGUCGCGGUCGGGUUAUACGCGAUCCUACUAGGGCUGCUCACCACUUCGACAUUCCAGUCUCAUGUUGUGUACCUCCACGCAGUUCAAAUGACAUGGUUCAAAGACCUGAAUAUUCCGGAAACUUUUGGAUUUUUAAGAAACCAGGUCACCCCCUUCUAUAUCAAAACUACAGAUGGGGAACACCUCUAUGCAUGGCAUAUUCUCCCCGUGGAGCUGUAUCGCAAGAAUGAGAAUUCUCUCCUUCAAGAACCCGCUGGCCUUGUCUCCGAUAUUAAGUCUCGAGUCAGCUUUCAGUUACUGCGAGAUGACCCCGAAGCUCGGCUGAUUAUCCACAUGCAUGGUGCCGGUGGAACUGUCGCUUCGGGGUACAGAGUCCCCAACUACCGAGCACUUUCUGCUGGGAAUCCCGAGAAAAUCCAUGUUGUAACAUUUGAUUAUCGAGGAUUUGGAAAAAGCACCGGAUCGCCAUCCGAGACUGGGCUUAUCAUUGAUGCCCUUGAUGUUGUCGACUGGGCGAUGAAUGUAGCAGGGAUUCCUCCGUCUCGGAUUCUCUUUUUCGCUCAAUCGAUGGGGACGGCCGUCAACGUUGCUGUUUCCAAACACUUUGCUCUGCAAAAUCCACCCGUGGUAUUUGCGGGUUCUGUCCUUGUUGCGCCAUUUGUCGACGUUGCAACAUUGGUCUCAACGUACCGUGUUGCGGGCACCGUUCCAAUCAUCUCGCCACUUGCCAGGUUCCCGGUGGUAUUCCAAUACCUUCAAAGAUUCAUUCGGGACAAAUGGCUGAGCAAAGACUCCAUUGCCCAAUAUAUUCGCGCUAACGAGUUCAACGGGGAAAAAUACCGACUGACGAUAAUUCAUGCUGAAGACGAUUAUGAUAUUCCGUGGCACCACUCCCAGCUUCUAUUUUGGCAUGCUGUUAAUGCGUCAACUCCGACAGGAAUCAGCUACGAUGAGCUCGAACGGAAGAAGUUGGAUUCAAGAACAGACCUUGGCGCUGCUGGAUCCAUGAUGGAAUGGAGAACGAAUAAUGGGGUUAUUCGAGAGGAAAUAUUGAAGACUGGGUUGCAUGAUGUAAUCAUGGGAUACCCCGUAAUCACAAUGGCAGUGAUGCGACAAUUUGAAGCCGUUGAUCGGACAUUUACAUCUUGA
Molecule: messenger RNA, 1206 nt
Organism: Penicillium verhagenii
Lineage: Eukaryota; Fungi; Ascomycota; Eurotiomycetes; Eurotiales; Aspergillaceae
Product: alpha/beta hydrolase
Exons: 1
Coding region: 1-1206 (401 amino acids)
Source: RefSeq, a predicted model, not a curated record